Molecule: messenger RNA, 930 nt
Organism: Cooperia oncophora
Lineage: Eukaryota; Metazoa; Nematoda; Chromadorea; Rhabditida; Trichostrongylidae
Source: the annotation of a GenBank genome assembly
AUGAUCGACAAACCUAAUGUGCUGAUUCGAGUUCACAAAGAUGGCACGAUUCUCUAUUCAGUUCGAAUAUCCCUAGUACUCUCUUGUCCUAUGCACCUGCAGUUUUAUCCUAUGGAUGUUCAACAAUGUUUCAUUGAUUUAGCAUCGUACGCCUAUACUACCAAGGAUAUAGGUAAUUUAGCUAGUAUAUAUUAUUAUUGUAAUAUUAUGCUAUUGGAAACCCGUCAUGAACCGGUACAACUCAAGCAGGGCUUAUCGUCAUCAUUACCUUCUUUUAAACUAAACAACGUCUCUACCACAUAUUGUACCAGUAUAACUAAUACGGGCACUUACUCAUGCCUAAGAACAGUACUGGAAUUAAGAAGACAGUUCAGUUACUACCUCCUACAACUGUACAUACCGUCUUGUAUGUUAGUAAUCGUCUCAUGGGUGUCAUUUUGGAUCGAUCGUACCGCUGUUCCAGCUCGAGUGACCCUAGGAGUCACAACAUUACUCACAAUGACCACCCAGUCGUCCGGUAUAAACGCCAAAUUGCCUCCAGUGGCCUACAUUAAAGCGAUAGAUGUGUGGAUAGGAGCGUGCCUAACAUUUAUCUUCGGGGCUUUGCUCGAGUUCGCUUGGGUUACGUACAUUGCAAAUCGGACACAAGGACGACGGAAAGAAACGAAGAGCAAAAUGUUGUUGGUACGUGAGAACGAUGAGGUCUGGGUCCCUCGGAUUAUACGGGACCAAGAGUUCGAGAAAGCGAAAGUGUUGAACAAUCGGAUGAAUCCUCAACGACCAUUCCAUCGGUGGCUGGCAAGGACUAUCGACUGGCAUGAUGAAGCGAAACGAGCGGAUCUUGUGUCGAGGCUCUUAUUCCCGUUGCUGUUUGUGUCUUUCAAUGUGGCCUAUUGGAUUCACUAUGCUCAGUAUCAGACGCCAACGUAA